Molecule: messenger RNA, 1056 nt
Organism: Sycon ciliatum
Lineage: Eukaryota; Metazoa; Porifera; Calcarea; Leucosolenida; Sycettidae
Product: keratin-associated protein 5-1-like
Exons: 2
Coding region: 1-1056 (351 amino acids)
Source: RefSeq, a predicted model, not a curated record
AUGGGAGUGUCUCGCCAAGAAUGCUGGGAUGACCACAUCACCAAUCACCAACUACGUGUGAGGUGGGGUGAUCCCGACACCAUCCGCACGAAGGUGGAGCACCGCCGCCUUGAAUGGCUCGGGCAUGUUGCUCGGAUGGAGGACCACCGGCUGCCGAAGCAAGUUCUCUUUGGCACGCUUCCGUCGCGUCGCCCAGCUCAUGGCCCUCGUCGGCGCUGGAAGGAUUGUAUCAUGUCUGACCUUCGUUCUCGCGGCCUCGAGGGGGAAUGGAGAGCUGAAUGCGAGUCGCGUUCCACCUGGCGCUCGGCGUACUCAGCACCGGUAGAUGCCCAGCAUACCCCUCCCGUCACCUGCUACACCUGCGACCGACAGUUUACACGCCCCAGUGAUCGCGCAUGCCACAAGUGUAAGGCUGAGCGUGCGAAGCCGGUUGCGGAGCAGAACGGUGCAUGCCAGUGUGGAGAGUGUGGCCGUUGGCUGAAGUCCCGUGGAGGUCUGGCCUCCGGCGAUGUGUGUGUGUGUGUGUGUGUGUGUGUGUGUGUGUGUGUGUGUGUGUGUGUGUGUGUGUGUGUGUGUGUGUGUGUGUGUGUGUGUGUGUGUGUGUGUGUGUGUGUGUGUGUGUGUGUGUGUGUGUGUGUGUGUGUGUGUGUGUGUGUGUGUGUGUGUGUGUGUGUGUGUGUGUGUGUGUGUGUGUGUGUGUGUGUGUGUGUGUGUGUGUGUGUGUGUGUGUGUGUGUGUGUGUGUGUGUGUGUGUGUGUGUGUGUGUGUGUGUGUGUGUGUGUGUGUGUGUGUGUGUGUGUGUGUGUGUGUGUGUGUGUGUGUGUGUGUGUGUGUGUGUGUGUGUGUGUGUGUGUGUGUGUGUGUGUGUGUGUGUGUGUGUGUGUGUGUGUGUGUGUGUGUGUGUGUGUGUGUGUGUGUGUGUGUGUGUGUGUGUGUGUGUGUGUGUGUGUGUGUGUGUGUGUGUGUGUGUGUGUGUGUGUGUGUGUGUGUGUGUGUGUGUGUGUGUGUGUGUGUGUGUGUGUGUGUGUGUGUGUGUGUGUGUGUGUGUGUGUGUAA